Cadophora gregata is the source of this 516-nucleotide messenger RNA. RefSeq lists its product as uncharacterized. The record is from RefSeq and is a predicted model, not a curated record. The coding region runs from base 1 to 516 and encodes 171 amino acids. NCBI's taxonomy places the organism in Eukaryota, Fungi, Ascomycota, Leotiomycetes, Helotiales, Ploettnerulaceae. The transcript has 3 exons.
AUGUUCGAACUCCUUGGCCGAUGUAUUUGCCUGGGUUUGUCUUUCGCAGUUUUGGGAUUGUCCAUUAUGAUGACAAUUGUACCGAGUGACUAUGGCAGUCCCGGUGACUUUCGAGGUGGUGAUGGGAUGAAAGCUCCGCUGUUCACUUACGUCUUUGUCACGGCUUCUCUCACCCUCAACACAGAGGAGGCACUCUCUCAACUUUCAUGCUAUAAAAAUCACAUCCGUCGCCUGCAUCCCGGACUCGUCCUCGUGUUCGACUUGAUCAUCAUUCUCGGACUUUUUCUUUCAUCAUAUCUUGUAAUGUUCCCAACCAUGUUCCAGUUUGCACUGGCGAGGGACUUGAUUUGGAUUUCAACUGCUUUGGCCAUUAUACAUUCUUUCCUGUUUGUGUUUGCUUGUAUUGCUUGUGACAAAUGGAGGAAAGAUUAUAUUCAUCGAAAUCAGCAGGAAGCUAUUCGGAGGGGACGGGAGAGAGCUCUGAGGAUGCAGCAGUUUCACGAUGUUUACGUGUAA